GUGUGCUGGCUGGCGGGCGGCGGCAGUGGCGCGGCGGGCAGUGCAGGGCAAAGAUGCUUCCUGGUGGGGCGGCCGUGGCGGCGCCCACCACUCCCAGCAGCCCCAGGCCGGCGGGGCGCCUCAGCCUCCUGUUCCAGCAGCCGGGAGGAGGCUCACAACAGAAUCCCGCGGCAAAAGUCGGCUCCCCGCUGUGGCGCCGCUCCGACCCAGGUAACUUGCGGCCGUUGUCGCAGCCACAGUCACAGCCACAGCCACAGCUACAGUUACGACCACAGCCACAGCCACAGCCACAGUUACGGCCACAGCCACAGCCACAGUUACGACCACAGCCACAGCUACAACCACAGUUACGGCCACAGCCACAGCUACAGCCACAGCCCCAGCCGCCGUCGCCGAAGACAAACAGCGAGUUGAAGGACAAAUGGGGCUCCGGAGUGAGCAUCAACAACACCAGAAUGCCGCCGGAGUGUGCAGGAUCCCCGAAGACUGACGGCCUCAACCUCCCACAGUGGAAGAGGAAGCAGGAGCCGGAGAAGAAGCCUGAGGAAGCCGAGAGGAAAAUAGAACCGCUGUGGAAGAGAAUACGGGAGACAAAAGGACAGCAAGAACCGCCAAAAGAACCGAUGACGAAUCUAAAGGUGGAGAAACAGGAACAGCAGCCGAAGGAACAGACGAUGGAAAGGAGGAGACCAGAGCCGCUGUGGAAGAAAAAGCAGGAACCAGGAAGGAUAGAGACAAAACCAGAACCGGACAGGAAGAAUAAUGUAAUGUGGAAGAAGAAAGAUGAGUUAACGAAAGUCCCAGAACCAGCAACUAAGCAGGAACCGGAGAAAAAAGUGGAAAUCGGUAAAAGACCUGAUCCGCCGAAAAUAGAACCGAGUAAGAAACUGGACCCGCUAUGGAAGAGAAAAUUCGAACCAGUCAAAACGCCGGAACCGGAACUGAAAAACGGAUUGACGAAAAAAGUGGAACCGAUUUGGAAGAGGAAAACGGAAGGGGAGAAGAAACCCGAACCAACAGAGAUCAAACAAGAGCCCGCCAUGAAGCCACAACCUCCAUGGAAGCGGAAAAUCGAAGGGGAGAAGAAACAAGAACCAACAGACAUCAAACAAGAACCUACUCCAAAACCACAACCUAUAUGGAAGAGGAAAAAGGAACCGGAGAAAGCACCCGAGUCCCCCCUAAGACCGGGUCAGAAGAAGGAAGCCGAGACGGAGAAGAAAACGAAGACAGCGAAGGAGGGCGACGCCGAACAGAACGCAGAGGACGCAAAGCAAGAUGAAACGGAGGAACUCUUGUGUCCAAUGUGCUCGGAACUGUACGACGAGGAGGAGCAGCAGCCAAUCCUUCUUCCCCGCUGCGGCCACACGUUCUGCCGCCCCUGCCUCAUCAGCGUCAAGGGCAAAGGUCACUUCCCCUGCCCGACCUGCCGUAAGCGUCACCUCAAGCCUCCCGUCGAAGAGCUUCCGAUCCACAGCGAAGUCCUGAAGCAAGCCAAUGCCUACAGAGAGGACCAGUUCUCCUUCUCCAGAACAAGGAGUGAGGGCUGGCCUGUCCUGAUGGGGAGGUGCGCGAGCCACAAGGAGCUGCUGUUGUACUGGUGCCGGGACUGCCAGGCGCCGCUAUGUGCCUCCUGCCGAGUCACGGACGGACACGACGUGGUGCGGACGAAGGUGGUGCUGAAGGAGAAGCGGGAGGAGCUGAAGGAACACGGACAGACCAUCCUGGACAACGUGCUGGAGGAGAAGAGGAAGAUCAUGGACUCCGUCACCACGUGCUCGGCGCAGCUCCUACAGGCGUGUGAGUCCAGCGUGGCAGUGGACGACUCAACUCAGAACGUGAAGGAGAUGUUGUCCAGCACCAAGCAGACGGCAGACCUCGGCUUCGUCCUCAACAGCCUCCAGCGCAUGAAGAGCAUCCUCGGCUUCUUCACCAAGGCCACCGCAAGUGACGCAGACACCGACGAGAGCAAGACGCCGAAGUCCAGACGCAAGAAGGAUCGACGCGCCGCCCAAACAAGUGAAGACGCCAACACGAGCGAGGAGAAGAAAGCGGCCCCAGCAUCCACCGGCAGCAAGAUGGACACCCCGGCGAAGCAAGAGAAGAGCGUUGGCGUGGAUGCGAAGGUUCAAAAUACAAAGGAAACAAGGGUCAGCCACCAACCACCAGCACCAGCAACAGCAGCGGGGGGAGGAGUGCGCGCCAACAUCCCCAGCGAGGUCAUGGUUCAAGGCCCUCUGCUGCCCAUGUCCGACGCGUCCCUGUGGCCGCUCACCUGCUGCGUGUACGGCGAGGACGGGCGGCGGGCGCGCCUGGCCUGGGAGGGCGGCAAACUGCACAUGCACGCCCUCUCUGAGCUCGAACAGGAGGCGCACUUCAUGAUCAAGCUGUCGGUGAUCCAGAGCGUCGUCCCACAAGACCAGCCGGAGGUGUUCCUGGAGGUGGAGGCGGGGGAGCGUCGCCUGGGCCGCAUCUACAUCCGGCUGUGGGGUCACCUCCGCCGCGCCCACCACUUCCUCGCGCUCUGCAUGGGCACCCACGGACCCUCCUACCGCGGCGCCAAGUUCGAGGAGGUCUUCUCUAGAGGGCUGAAGGGCGAGUGCCUCCACGCGGGUCCAUACCUGACGUCCACUGGUGACCUAAGCGCGCAACGGGUCAUGGAUGGUCUGGAGUGGGACGGUCAAUACAAGAAGAUUCAGCGGAAGGGGUUGGUGGUGGGUGCGGGCAGCGGGCGGCCAGAUCGGGAGUCCUGCUUCGAUAUUUGCACGAUCGAGAACCCCAACCGGCACUUUGCUUGUCCCUUCGGCGAGGUAGUGGACGGCUGGGACACCAUAGCGGCCAUCCUCGAGCACAGGCCGGUGCGUGCUGUGACCAUGGUGGAUGUUGGGGUGGUGGUGCCCUCCUCCUUCGGUGCUGCUGUCGCUGGUGGUGUUGGUGGUGCUGUUUCUGCCCCCACCACGCCCGCCGCCACCCGCACCACCACCGCCACCACCAUAAGCUGAGGAUAUGUGACCUGCUUCUCGCCGAACGCAAUUUACCUUCACGUUUUUUUCAUGAUUAGGUCCUUCAAUACACACACACACACACACACACACACACACACACACACACAAGGCACAUUCCCAAGCUCAAGUCUUUGUGUUACUUUCUUACAUCCUGCACAUAACAACCACGCUGCUCUCAUCACCCACCCUAUUAUAACAAACUCAUCCUGUUACGUUACGUCACCACCUGAAUCUCUCUCUCUCUCUCUCUCUCUCUCUCUCUCUCUCUCUCUCUCUCUCUCUCUCUCGUGCCAGUGCCAAGUGGGGGAGUGGGGGGCUUAGGGUUGGGGAGCUUAAGCCUUCAUCUCCCCCUUACACUUUGGACGAUCGAGCUCUUAAGCCUCCCCUAAAAAAAUCCUGGAACCGCCACACUCUUCCCCACCGCCUCUCUCUCUCUCUCUCUCUCUCUCUCUCUCUCUCUCUCUCUCUCUCUCUCUCUCAAAAUAACUCUUUAAAAUUAUAGUCUCCGUCUUACUUCCUAUGACCCCAUUUUCUUUGACCUUGUGGAUCCUUUCUUCCCCUCAGAGACAGUCACGUGCGUAAGAAAUGAGUAUGAAACCAAUGAACUUUUUAAUAAAACCUGGAGGCUGAAGUCCCGUUGAUAAGAAAACCAUAAGAAAGAGAUAUAAUUGAUAACGUACCUUCAACUCAGACUGGUUUCCUAGUACAGUAGUUUGAACUCUGCAGGGGAAAAGGAGAAUUCAUUUGAUUAUUAGGCUAUUCAUUUGUCAUCGGAAACAUUCUUCACUUUUAUUUAUUCAUGUGUUAGUUUUUUGCUCUUCGUUUCAUAUAAUAUUUUUGCCUUUUCUGCUUCCUUACACACACACACACACACACACACACACACAAAGUAGUUUAUUAUAGUCCUUCAUGCUCCUGAAAGUGCAACAUGAAAGCAAAACAAUACUGAGCUUUUUUAAUAUAUAUAAACUAAUAAAAAAAAUAGGAACAUUA
This is a messenger RNA of Eriocheir sinensis (Chinese mitten crab), 3998 nucleotides long. Its product is annotated as titin-like. NCBI's taxonomy places the organism in Eukaryota, Metazoa, Arthropoda, Malacostraca, Decapoda, Varunidae. Bases 54 to 3002 code for a protein of 982 amino acids. Gene Ontology annotation, molecular function: zinc ion binding; peptidyl-prolyl cis-trans isomerase activity. The transcript has 8 exons. The record is from RefSeq and is a predicted model, not a curated record. Gene Ontology annotation, biological process: protein peptidyl-prolyl isomerization.